Molecule: messenger RNA, 1887 nt
Organism: Chelmon rostratus (copperband butterflyfish)
Lineage: Eukaryota; Metazoa; Chordata; Actinopteri; Chaetodontiformes; Chaetodontidae
Gene: sh3bgrl3
Product: SH3 domain binding glutamate-rich protein like 3
Exons: 3
Coding region: 75-353 (92 amino acids)
Cellular component (GO): cytoplasm
Source: RefSeq, a predicted model, not a curated record
CUAUCGAACUUGACGGACGCGAUAGGAAGCUAGUCGCCAGCGGACGCACAAAGGGAGUGGACGGAGCUGCAGCGAUGGGGAUCAAACUGUACUACACCACCGUUACUGCCUCGCGGACGGUGAAGUCUCAGCAGGCGGAGAUGAUAAGAAUCCUCGACAGUAAAAGCAUCCAGUACGAGCUCGUGGACAUCUCUGUGGGCGGCGAGCUCCGCGAUGAAAUGAGGAGCAAAGCGGGGAACCCCACGGCGGCCCCUCCCCAGCUUUUCAACGAAGAUCAGUACUGCGGGAACUAUGAAAUGUUUUCCGAGGCGGUGGAAGCAGAUACUGUGGAACAAUUUCUGAAAAUGGCGUGAGGAGGGUGGAGUGGAAUGCUCCAUCUUAACCCCAUUCCCCCCAACUACCCACCUACCCACCUACCCUGCACCCCAAGGGAGGCCCUUUAUCCCGUCUCUCUCUGCACCACUGGCAGUGUCCACUCACUUUCAAUGCCAUAAUGAAGAAUGCCAAAUAUCUUGUAUCCAACUAAUCAGAAGACACACAUUCCCCCUCCUGCACCGUUACACUCUAAAUCAGUCUUAAUCAUCUUAUUUUCAUGUGUAUUGUUCUGUUCUUUCCUUUGAUUUCUUUCAGACCUUCUCCCUGUCUGACAGACUAGUGUUACUAAGUGCUCCUAGUCCACUAGGAAUCAAUGGAGCAUCUAAAUGUGCUGUAAUUAGGUCGACUAAUCUUGGCCGCGGCCACAUGAUCGCUGGAGAUUAAACUAAUCCACUGGAUGACAACAUUCAGCCCAGAAUCUUCCUGAUCCUCUGCAGACCAAACACACCGUCAUCACCCAGUCUUAACUACUCCGUCGUCUUUUUCUGCAGCCUUCAAGUUCCCAUGUCGCGCAUGAGCGCACGCUCUUUGUACUUCACAUGGAUGCAAAUGCACACAGAAGUAGCAAGGACGGUGACGUCCUUAAACCCAGUCAAUGAAGAAUUCUAGCAGCUAAAGGACGUCUUUCUGGCGUGGAAUGCGUUUUGUAAUUUUGGUCCAUUGGUCACAUUAUUCGAUAAAUGACGAGAGGUUUGGUUCUGGAGCGGGAGCCCACUGCACUGAUCUGACCAGCUUCAAGGGGCGAUAAUGCGUUUCUUAAAAAAAUGCGCUAUCCUUGAGGUCGACCAAACGCUUUGAGGGCCCUACCUUACUUAAUAUUUGAAAUUGUGCGCUGUUUACGUCCAGCUUUGCAAGCUUGCAGUAUUCUUCCUCUCUGGUUUUGAACACACUGCUUGUGUUUGUUGCCUGGUGCUGCCCCCAACUGAUGGCAGGAGUACGUAUUGCCUGUGGAAGCACUCGUAAAAACAUUGCUCCAUAGCGCCACGAGCGGUCAAAAACUCCACAGGAUACCUUUAAGCCCAGUUACGGAAACGUCUAACAAAGAUAAAGCCAGUUGAUAUAUUAAUGAAAUCUAUAGAAAAUAAAAAAGGUCAUAUCACACACUUGGUAAUAAUACUUUGGCAAUAUUUCCUUGUGGAUAGCAUCUAUCUGUGAACCUCCACAUCAGAAACAGUGUCUUUUUAGAAUCUACCACCAGGGGGCGCCUCAGAUGUCAGUCAGAAAUGUUCAGAUCGUACACAUUGUAGCUGUGAGUAAUGAUGUCCAGGGCUGCAGCUAUCAUGCUGAAUUGAAACUUACACAUGGUGGGCAUAUUAUUGCCCAAUUCCUGCAUUCUGUGUAUUUCAAUUUUACUACAUAGACCAACAAAGUUAUUCAGUAUUUCCCUCCCAAAUUUAUGUUCAACGUGGAAACAUAAUUGAACAGGUGAAAUAAUAGUUAAAUAAAUAAAAUAUGAAAAAUCCAAAUAAUUGGACACUUUUACAGACUUUUGAAACGUGUUUCAUUCGGGAG